Messenger RNA from Melospiza georgiana, 2185 nucleotides. RefSeq names its product A-kinase anchoring protein 7 (gene AKAP7). The coding region runs from base 107 to 1114 and encodes 335 amino acids. Lineage: Eukaryota; Metazoa; Chordata; Aves; Passeriformes; Passerellidae. Gene Ontology annotation, molecular function: protein kinase A regulatory subunit binding. The transcript has 8 exons. The record is from RefSeq and is a predicted model, not a curated record. Gene Ontology annotation, cellular component: cytosol.
GCGGCCGGCGGAGGGAGCGGCGCGGGCCGGGGUCGACGCCCGGAGCGCGGCCCCGGAGCACGAUGGGCUGGAAAAUAUACAGCAAAAGAAAAUCUUUAAAGAGAAUAUGGAAAAAACACAACAGAGUGAAGAGCCAUGUGCUGCUGAUUCAGUAGAUUCUCUAAUGGCAGAAAUGCCAUUUGUGGACACAGAUAUUGAGGAUGAACAUGCUAUGCAUGCAACUUCUGAACUAAGUAUUAAGAAGAAAAGAAAGAGGACUACUGGAAGGGAGAUUGAAGAAGGCACUGAGAUAAAAAAGAAAAAGAACAAACAGUAUCAGCCAAAUUAUUUCAUUUCUCUUCCAAUUACUAAUCCAAAGAUUACUGGCAGUAUUCAGGCUGUCCAAGAUGCAAUAGUACAAAAGGAUCAAAGGCUUUCCAAAGCAAUGGUUCGCUCUGGCUCAUUGCAUGUCACCAUGUUUGUGAUGCAUUUAUCCAGUGAAGAAGAAAUUAGCAUAGCAGUUGGUGCUCUUUCAGACAGCAAGGUUUUUGUAGAUGAUCUCCUGAAAGGAAAAAGAGUGGAUUUGUCUUUUCAAGGAAUUGAUCACUUCAGAAAUCAAGUUGGAUUUGUGAAUUUGGCAGAAAAUGAUCAUACAGCACUACUUAAGGAAAUAGCAGAAACUAUGAAAAAGAUAUUUCAAGAAAAGGGGAUCAUGGCAGGAGAAGAAAGGGCUUUUAAACCACAUCUGACCUUCAUGAAGUUGUCAAAAUCAACAGAGCUACGUAAGCAGGUGAAAAAAAUUGACUCUAGUCUGUAUGAAGAUUUCAAAAACCAUUAUUUUGGAGAUGAGAUCUUGCACCGCUUUGAUCUUUGCUCCAUGUUGAAAAAAAAGCAGCCAAAUGGUUACUACUACUGUGAGUCCUCCAUUGUUUUUGGAGAGAGCCAUGAAGCAGACUUAGUAAAGGAAGCUUUACGCAGAGAAACGCAGGCCCUGUUACCCAGACUGAAUCAGAUAAAGGAGCUGUUAAUGAGUCCUGAGAUCCGCACAAAAAUUAGCAAAGAACUCUUUGAAGACAGGCACAACUCUAACAGUAAAUGGAAAAGUUGUAUUGACUCUGAGUCUCCAAAUGCAUGACUGUAAAUUGCCAUUGUGGAAUAUCUCAUCAGGUUGUUUAAAGACAAAAUAUUGUGGCAAGAAAUUUUUCAGGUUGGUUUGUUUGGGUUUUUUUAACUGAAAAUGUGAAUGGGUAUAAAUGGCUCAUGAGGAAUCAGGCUGAAAUACUUGCACAGAAGGGUUAUAUUCAUAAUAAUGAAUUAUAGCCACUUCUCAACAUUGCAUUGAAACCUGUUUGAGUGUGCAGGUAUAUGUCAUGACUCCAAAGUAGAAAAUACUGGUUUCAAAUAGAUCUGAGCAAACACUGUGCCCUUCCUUUAUCACUGUAAAUAAUUCAGUUUUUUUUUCUCAUAUACUCCUUCUGUAACAAUGAUGUACAAGUAUUAAAAAAUUGGUGGUUUUAAAUACUACAAAAUGUAUAUUUGGGGAAAAAAUUCCUCUUUUAAUUAUCUGCCUUUUGUAUAUGUACUGGCAUUUUGGGUUAGCGUUGUAUGUUUUUUAUUGUUUUUUUAAACAGCACUUGAAUACUUCUAUAGAUGCUGACAUUUAGUUUCUGCUGAUGUUUACACUAAAGCAAGAAUGUUUUAAAUUUCAGUAUGAAAUUCAGGCUCCACUGAUCUCAAUGCCAUACUCUCAUUGGCUUUAAUGGAGUCAGGAUGCUGCAAUUAAGAUUUCUCGUGCAAAUAAUAAUAUUCCUUGGGAUAAUAUUUGCCUUUUUACUUUUGUAGAACAGUGUUUUUGUCUUUUGUUUUUGAUGUUCCUCCAUCUCUACCUUCUGCUGCCUGAGAUGGGGUGUCACUUUGCUCUCAUUGUUCCCUCCACACACCUGCAAGAGUCACUGAAGAUUUGGAUAAUGGACAGCAAAGCAGGAGUAGGUCCAAUAUUUGCAAUUUUUACAAGCAUUGUCAUAAAAGCUAUAUAAUAUGUUGUGAUUUGUAUCAGAAUUGUACUGUUAGAACAGCUGUGUGCAUGUUCUUCAUUUGUCUCAAGCACUGUUCAUUCAUCUCACGUCAGAGCUUUUUUUUCCUCAUUUGAUAUAUAACAGUAUAUUCUGAAAUGCAUCUUUUACAUGCUAUGUUCACAAUAAAAUAU